UCGCCGCAGCCCCGACCUCGCCCGCCCGCCCGCCCGCCGCGCUCGCCCCCGCCAUGCCGAACAUUGUGCUCUUCAGCGGCAGCUCCCACCACGACCUGUCCCAGCGGGUGGCGGACCGGCUCGGGCUGGAGCUGGGCAAGGUGGUCACCAAGAAGUUCAGCAACCAGGAGACCAGUGUAGAGAUUGGUGAAAGUGUGAGAGGGGAAGAUGUGUAUAUUAUCCAGAGUGGCUGUGGAGAAAUAAAUGACAACUUAAUGGAACUGCUCAUCAUGAUCAAUGCUUGCAAGAUUGCAUCAUCCUCCAGAGUGACUGCUGUAAUUCCAUGUUUUCCAUAUGCCAGGCAAGAUAAGAAAGACAAGAAGGGGUCCGUGGAGCGUUGGAGCCGUGCACCAAUCUCUGCAAAACUUGUUGCCAACAUGCUGUCAGUGGCAGGGGCUGACCACAUCAUCACCAUGGAUUUGCAUGCUUCUCAGAUCCAGGGUUUCUUUGACAUUCCAGUAGAUAACCUGUAUGCAGAACCUGCAGUCCUGCAGUGGAUUAAAGAGAACAUUCCCGAGUGGAGAAACUGUAUCAUAGUCUCACCUGAUGCAGGUGGUGCAAAAAGGGUUACUUCAAUUGCUGACAGACUGAAUGUGGAAUUUGCUCUCAUUCAUAAGGAAAGAAAGAAGGCAAAUGAAGUGGACAGAAUGGUCUUGGUUGGUGAUGUGAAAGACAGAGUGGCAAUUCUUGUUGAUGAUAUGGCUGACACAUGUGGCACAAUAUGUCAUGCAGCAGACAAGUUAAUGUCUGCUGGAGCUACCAAAGUUUAUGCCAUUCUGACUCAUGGCAUCUUUUCUGGUCCUGCCCUCUCUCGGAUUAAUAAUGCAUCGUUUGAGGCUGUUGUGGUAACCAACACAAUCCCCCAAGAGGAGAAAAUGAAACAUUGCCCAAAAAUACAGUUUAUUGACAUUUCCAUGAUCCUGGCAGAGGCAAUUCGAAGAACACACAAUGGUGAAUCAGUGUCUUACCUGUUCAGUCACGUCCCCUUGUAACUGCAGGGGAUUCCACUGCAUCUUUGCAAAGGUCUCUUAAGCUAGCACUGUUUUUAACUAUGCACAUCAACCAUGAGAAAUUAUUAUCUUUGUACAAUUCGAGAGCUUGUAUGUUUAAUUAUCAUAUUUGUCUUGUAAUUACCAUUUGUUCUUUGUAAAUGGGCAAUAAAUCUCCAUCUUGCAGAAAACUUAAGAAUUCUCUUGAGAGUCUGGAAGUCUUGUGUGUUGUGCAAGUUCUUCUAUGUGCCUGUUCUCACAUUUGGCUAACUGCUGUGUCAGAUCCAUUUUUCUAUACAGAACUACAAACUGUUCACAGAACUUAACAGGAUGUCCAUGUGUACGAUCAUUCUCUGUGUUAAGCUAAAUGUUACAGACCUUUCUUGUAUCUAUUAAUCUGUUGGACAAACAGCUGGGGUUUUUUGU
This is a messenger RNA of Agelaius phoeniceus (red-winged blackbird), 1454 nucleotides long. It is a transcript of the gene PRPS2, whose product is annotated as phosphoribosyl pyrophosphate synthetase 2. Gene Ontology annotation, biological process: 5-phosphoribose 1-diphosphate biosynthetic process; purine nucleotide biosynthetic process; ribonucleoside monophosphate biosynthetic process. The record is from RefSeq and is a predicted model, not a curated record. Lineage: Eukaryota; Metazoa; Chordata; Aves; Passeriformes; Icteridae. Gene Ontology annotation, cellular component: cytoplasm; ribose phosphate diphosphokinase complex. Gene Ontology annotation, molecular function: ribose phosphate diphosphokinase activity; magnesium ion binding; ATP binding.